AAUGGUUAAAAAAGGAAGUUGUUCUCCACCCACUCCUUCACCCAAUCUAUUUGAUUUCUUCUUCUUCUUCUUCCGUUCACUGUCAGUGUCCUCUCUCUGUUCGCCCAUUCCAGAGAUCAGAAAGAGGAACCAGCCUAUCGCAUAUCCACCGCAACGCCAACGACUUCAAAGCUCCUCUUGCUCUCUCUCAGCCUCGCCACGCGCCAACACCACACUCUCUCUCUACAAAAAUCAGAGUCCUCGCUUCUCACUUCGAACAUUGCUCAUUCAUCUCUCUCGAAUCGAAAUCUCUGUUCGUCACUCCUUUCUCCGCAUCGUCGAACGUCCAAAAUGCAUCUCAGCCAGAGAUUCUCGCGCGUUCCGAAGCCGAUCGAAAAUUCGCCGGCGAAUUGAUGGAAUCGGAGAGGUUUUCUUUUCAGUGUUCGCUUUUUCAUGGAGCUAACGGUUCGGUGCACCUCAUGCGCGCUGUCCAGAUUUCAUUGCAAGCUUCGAUUCGCUGUGAUUGUUUUCGAGAUUAUAUUGAUAUUGGCAUGGGUGGAGGCCCACAAUGCGAAGUCCCAUGAACACCAACUUCAAUUGGGAGGCUUGGAGAGGAAUACCGAGAACAUUGCCUCACACUCUUGCAUACAUGACCAGAUUCUUGAACAGAGGAAGCGACCUGGUCGCAAGGUGUAUUCAAUUACCCCACAGGUUUAUGAGCCUGGUCGCUUGAAACCCCCUCAGCAUAAAGGUAGGACAUUACUUGAUGUGUCAACAUCAUCAAGGCCUCAAGAGGAUGCAAAGAAGCCUAUUAGGAUAUAUCUAAAUUAUGAUGCUGUUGGCCACUCCCCUGACAGGGAUUGUCGAGCAAUUGGCGAUAUUGUCAAACUUGGGGAGCCUCCCAUGACUUCUCCUGGUUUUCCUUCUUGCGAUCCUCAUGCUAUUCCUCCAAUCUUUGGUGAUUGUUGGUAUAACUGCACUUCUGAAGAUAUCUCAGAAGAUGACAAAAAAUGUCGCCUUCGUAAGGCAUUAGGUCAGACAGCUGACUGGUUUAGGAGAGCAUUGGCUGUUGAGCCUGUCAAGGGGAACCUGCGGUUGAGUGGAUAUUCUGCGUGUGGACAAGAUGGAGGUGUGCAGCUUCCUCGUGGAUAUAUUGAGGAGGGUGUAUCUGAUGCCGACUUGGUUCUUUUGGUGACUACAAGACCUACAACUGGAAAUACACUUGCCUGGGCAGUGGCAUGUGAACGAGAUCAAUGGGGUCGUGCUAUAGCUGGACAUGUUAAUGUUGCGCCUCGCCAUUUGACUGCCGAGGCAGAGACUUUGCUUUCAGCUACUCUGAUACAUGAGGUUAUGCAUGUUCUUGGUUUUGAUCCACAUGCCUUUGCUCAUUUUAGAGAUGAAAGGAAAAGACGGCGUAAUCAGGUUACUGAACAAGUUAUGGAUGAAAAACUUGGACGAAUGGCAACACGUGUGGUGCUUCCUCGUGUUGUCAUGCAUUCUCGAUAUCAUUAUGCGGCUUUCUCAGGAAAUUUUUCUGGUUUAGAGCUGGAAGAUGGUGGAGGACGUGGCACAUCAGGAUCUCACUGGGAAAAAAGGCUUCUUAUGAAUGAGAUUAUGACUGGUUCUGUGGAUACAAGAUCUGUUGUUUCAAAAAUGACAUUAGCUCUAUUAGAAGAUAGUGGGUGGUACAAGGCCAAUUAUAGUAUGGCAGACCAUCUUGAUUGGGGUCGCAACCAAGGUACUGAGUUUGUUACCUCUCCUUGCAAUCUAUGGGAGGGAGCCUAUCGUUGCAACACAACACAGUUUUCUGGCUGUACGUAUAACAGGGAGGCAGAGGGAUACUGCCCCAUCCUAACUUAUAGUGGAGAUCUCCCUCGGUGGGCUCGGUAUUUUCCUCAAGCUAAUAAGGGUUUAUGUUGUCUUUGGCCAGAUUUUUCACUAUUGGUGCUGGAUUGUCAAGAAACUGUUAAACCUUUUAGGCUAUUGCAUUCUGGUGGACAAUCCUCGUUGGCUGAUUAUUGCACUUAUUUUGUUGCUUACUCUGAUGGAUCAUGUACAGACACUAACAGUGCACGAGCACCUGACAGAAUGCUAGGUGAAGUCAGAGGAAGUAACUCUAGGUGUAUGGCUUCAUCACUAGUACGCACAGGCUUUGUACGAGGUUCUAUGACCCAGGGAAAUGGUUGCUAUCAGCACAGGUGUAUCAACAAUUCUUUAGAGGUUGCUGUGGAUGGUAUCUGGAAAGUGUGUCCUCAAGCUGGUGGACCCAUUCAGUUCCCUGGCUUUAAUGGUGAAUUACUCUGCCCUGCUUACCAUGAGCUCUGUAACACUGACCCAGUAGCUGUGUCUGGUCAAUGCCCUAAUUCAUGUAAUUUCAAUGGAGAUUGUGUUGAUGGAAAAUGCCGAUGCUUUCUUGGAUUUCAUGGGAAUGAUUGCAGUAGACGUUCCUGCCCCAGCAAAUGCAAUGGCAAUGGAAUGUGUCUUUCCAAUGGGAUUUGUGAAUGUAAACCUGGCUACACUGGCAUUGACUGCUCCACUGCUGUGUGUGAUGAGCAAUGCAGCCUUCAUGGUGGGGUUUGUGAUAAUGGAGUUUGUGAAUUUCGCUGUUCUGACUAUGCGGGAUACACAUGCCAGAAUAGCUCCAUGCUCCUAUCUAGCCUUUCGGUGUGCAAAAAUGUGCUGGGAAAUGAUGUUUCUGGACAGCAUUGUGCACCCAGUGAGCCUAGCAUACUACAGCAACUGGAAGAGGUUGUUGUCAUACCCAACUACCACCGACUAUUCCCUGGUGGUGCUAGAAAAUUAUUUAAUAUAUUUGGCAGCUCCUACUGUGAUGAGACUGCUAAACGGCUUGCCUGCUGGAUCUCAAUCCAGAAGUGCGACAAGGAUGGAGACAACAGGCUUCGAGUGUGCCAUUCUGCAUGCCAGUCUUAUAAUCUAGCAUGUGGAGCUUCACUUGACUGCUCUGAUCAGACGCUUUUCAGCAGUGACGGGGAAGGGGAGGGUCAAUGCACUGGCUCGGGUGAGAUGAAAUUGUCAUGGUUUAAUCGUCUGCGAAGCAGUUUUUCUUUGAGAAAUAGUUCCUUGAAAGGAAUAUCUGUAAAAUAUAGGCAGCUAUAACUCUUUCUUUUUUUCUUUUUUUUUUUUUUGUUGUAAUUUUUUACUCCUUAGAUUUAGGGGGUUGCUUGCUCAUCCAAAAUUGUUUAGGAAAAAUUGGAUGAGGUUGCAGAUUUGGCUUUCAAAGAGGGGAGCCUUUCGUAGAGAAAAUUGGGAAUCUAAAGAUAGAUAAAGUAGAGGGUAAAGAAGGAAAAGGAGGGGAAAAAAAAAGGGUAAUUGAAAUGUUUGUCAGAGGUUGGGCCGAAGGCCUUAAAAGGAAAAAGGGAAAAAAAGGAGAAAAAAAUCUGCUUCGUUCAUAUCUGUAUAUAUAAUUAUAUAUCAUUUGAUCCCUUACUGUCCUUUAUUUUGCCAUCUAUUUUAUUAUAUUCUGAUUUUCCGUU
Molecule: messenger RNA, 3473 nt
Organism: Glycine soja
Lineage: Eukaryota; Viridiplantae; Streptophyta; Magnoliopsida; Fabales; Fabaceae
Product: leishmanolysin homolog
Exons: 18
Coding region: 433-3096 (887 amino acids)
Biological process (GO): proteolysis; cell adhesion
Cellular component (GO): cytoplasm; membrane
Molecular function (GO): metalloendopeptidase activity
Source: RefSeq, a predicted model, not a curated record